This is a messenger RNA of Actinia tenebrosa (Australian red waratah sea anemone), 5174 nucleotides long. Its product is annotated as A.superbus venom factor 2. Gene Ontology annotation, cellular component: extracellular region. Gene Ontology annotation, molecular function: endopeptidase inhibitor activity; protein binding. The record is from RefSeq and is a predicted model, not a curated record. Lineage: Eukaryota; Metazoa; Cnidaria; Anthozoa; Actiniaria; Actiniidae.
ACUCGACUUCUUAAAAUCGCUAUAAAAAGACAAGGCCGUGAAAACUAUCAUGUUUUCCGUAAGGACAAGGAGAAUGAAAGCACGCAAUUAUCAUUGAAAGUACCAUCAAUACAAGUACUGGAGAGCGCAUAAUGUGGACACUAUUUUUGCUUUCCCUGAUUGUUGCAGGAUGUUCUUCAAUUCCAAGGCAUGUCAUCAUGGCUCCCGAUGUAUUCGACAUUGGGGUACCGCAGAAGAUCCAUGUUGCAUUAUUUGACGUGACAUCUCCGCAUGAUGUUGAAGUAGCACUACGUUUACCAUCCUCAUCUAAAGUGAUUUCUUCAGAUCACGCUUUGAUCUCUGCAGGUGACCCCAAACUUCUAACAGUUAAGAUCAACCCAGAGUACAUAUUAGAUAGAGGAGAUCAAAAGCAAAAGUAUAUCCACCUGUUUGCAAAAUGCAAAGGACCCCAGUUACGCUUCUACAGUAACGCAAAAGUUCGUCUGAGUUACCAAGAUGGCAUCCUUCUUAUCCAGACAGACAAGCCAAUCUAUACUCCAGAAGAAAAUGUAAGACUACAUGUUAUCCCUCUGGGAAUGGAUUUGAAGCCAAGUACGAMGAAGGUCAAAUUUAUCGUCAAGAAUCCACAAGGCAUCGCAGUGCAACAGUGGCAGGGCCUGGUUAACAAAUCUGGAUUCAUUCACAAAUUCAUCUAUCUUGGUCAUCCUGCAAUGACCGGAAAUUGGACAAUGGAUGCUUACUACGGACAUCUCCUUUCCAACAAAGUAUCAGUCAAGUUUGGAGUACAGGAAUAUAUUCUGCCAACGUUCUCCGUCAUGGUUAAAGGUCCACGCUACAUAUUACCUACCGAUACCUAUUUUAAUGUGUCUGGCAAAGCCCAAUAUGGCUAUGGGAAAAAAGUGGCGGGAAAGGUUGCUGUCCGACUGUCCAUUUUAGGACUCCAGAAAGAUCCUUUGUCUGUUAUGACAUAUAGAACACUGUUCCAUGAGAGUUCAUUUACAUUUCCAGUUGAAACAAAACACAUACAGAAUCUAUUGCAAGACAAGUGGUUUCCAGACGGUUGUCGUCUUCAAGUCGAGGCUGAUGUGACAGAGAAGUCGACAGGCAAAACAGAGAGAGCGGUGGAGAACUCGAUCUACUUCGUGACGACACCAUACCGUAUUGAGUACGUCAACACAGCGCGAUACUUUAAACCAGGAUUACCAUUUCCAAUAAAGGCCAAAGUUUCGUAUCCCAAUAAAGACAAUGCUGAUGGAAUUCCAGUGAAACUUUCGGUUAAAGCGUAUGGAACCUCAUUUAAAUCGAUACCAAAAGAAGGAAGAGCCACAACAAACGAUAAAGGCGUUAUCUCAUUCACUCUUCAUGUUCCGCGUCAAACUAGAAGGCUAAAUAUAAAGGUGGAAACGAAAUCGCAAACUUUUAAGACACAGAAUGCUUUAAAAAACUUCAUAGCAUUUGCUUCUGAAUCGACUGAGAUGAUACAAUUGCAACAAAUUAGACCUGCAAAGGUUGGGUCAACCAUUUUUUUUGACGCGAUCCUGACGGGUUUUAAUGUAAAUCAUUUGAAUUACAUGGUUGUAUCACUUGGGAAAAUUGUCCACAGUGCGACUUUAAAUAAAACGUUUGGUAUCACCAUCACGAUUUCCUUCAAAGUAUCACCAUUAAUGUCUCCAUCGGCUCGGCUCGUUGCCUAUUAUGUAAGCAAGAAUACAGGGAAAAUCGUUUCUGAUAGCAUUUUGCUGGAAGUAGAGGCUGAGCUUCCAAACCCGAUUUUUAUUGUCCCUUCACACCAGGAAACAGUUUACUUGCCAGGCAAUCCAUACGAUCUCAAAAUUGUGGGUACCGUUGGAACUACUGUUACACUAGUUGGUGUUGAUCAAACUGUCUACUAUCAAAGAAACGGCAAUAUCCUCUCUCCUGGAAUGGUUUUUAAACAGUUAAAAGAUUUUUCUAUUGAUGAAGAAACUAGUGGAAAAAAUGCGAAAGAUGUUUUCCAGAAUGCCCGCAUGGUUGUAAUUUCUCGUGAUAUGAUCGUAAACACAGCCACGAGAUCAGAAGGGAAUCGUGGAAGGCGGUCUAAAAGAUCAUUUGAAGAAUUAUUAGGACGCUUUGAAGAGGACCUCAUAGAAUCGCCAAUGAUUCGUCAGUAUUUUCCUAGAACGUGGUUCCUUGAAGAGACAACAAUAAGACAAAGUGCGAGAGUCGAAGACUGCAGAAAAAUACGACCAGAUUUUCAAGGCAAAUGUGGUUCAGCGGUCUUACCUGUUUCUUUACCGGAUACCAUGACAACAUGGGUGGUGCAGGCAAUAGGAGUGUCCAGUUCCGCUGGUUUUGGUAUCGCUAAGCCACUUCACAUCACAACCUUCAAAUCUUUCUUCAUUCAUCUUUCCAUGCCAUAUUCUGUACAACGAGGAGAGGAAAUUACCAUCUUGGCAACUCUUUUUAAUUACAAGAAAUAUGAUAUUUUGGUCUACUUAUAUCUCAAAGGAGACAAAAGCUUCUGCUCAGUGGCUCAACCAGGAAAAACAUCUAGAUUGACAUCCAGUAAGAUUAAAGUAAAAGCGGAAAGUUCAGUUUCCUAUGCUAUUAAUUUAUUGCCAAUCAAAUUUGGGGAGAUACCAAUUGAGGUGACGGCGAGAAGUUUUUACGGGGAUGACCGAAUCCUAAAGAAGCUUCUUGUAGUUCCUGAAGGGGAACAAAAAAGUUUAACACAGUCGCACGUUCUUGAUCCAAAAGAAUAUCUAAAAAAUCAAAGAAGGAAAAAUCAGUCUGAAGUGCUGCAUUUUCCCAGCAUAGAAACACACACGAAAGGUAUACAGAUGAACAAAAUAAAGCUAGAACUACCAAGGAACGCAAUCCCAACAUCUGUAAUUGCAAAGAUUUUCCUCAAAGGCAAAAUCACUGGAUUAUUUACUGACUUAAUUUUGGAAAACAUCGAAAAGCUCCUCAAGCUACCACAUGGUUCUGGUGUGUCGAACAUGGCGUUAAUAGGGCCUAAUGUCUACAUCCUUUACUAUCUUACCACGACAAAGCAGUUAACUAAUGAAACGGAGAAUAAAAAAUAUAGCUACAUUCAAGAAGGUUUUAAGCAUCAAAGAAAUUUUCGUGGAAAUGAUCAUUCUUAUUCUAUCGUUCGUCCUUCUAAUGCUGGGUCUUCUGGAAGCACAUGGUUAACUGCCUUCGUUGUUAAAACGUUUUGUCAAGCAAGGCAAUUAAAAAACACCGUUAUUGAUAAAAGUGAUUUGUGUUACUCUGUUAACUGGAUACUUGGGAGACAGAGAAAUGAUGGCGUAUAUACAGAGGGACGACGCGUUUCUUUGUUGAAUGGUGGUGUGUACACAAGUGAUGUCAGCUUCACAGCAGCUGUGGUUAUUGCACUAAAACAGUGUCAAUGUGGGGGAUUGAUAGAAGACGUAUCUCUCCAGCGUGCAACAACUUUUCUAGAGGGAAGAAUUCCAAAUAUAACUGAUACUUAUACCCUGGCAAUUACGACAUAUGCACUGACUCUAGCUAACAGCACCAAGCGAUUUAGAAGCAACGAAAUGCUAAUUGAGAAGGCGCGGUAUAAUUCAGCAACAUCCAGCCGAUACUGGGAGGCAGGCUCAAAGGCUCGUAACAUCGAGACCGCUGGUUACGCAUUGUUGGCUCAAGUUGCCUUGAACAGAUUGGAGUAUGCUGGUCCCAUUGUAGUCUGGUUAAAGAAACAGAGAACUUCCCUCGGGGAAUUUGUGCAAGCUGCAGACACGUGUAUUGCAUUGGAAUCCAUCGCAAAGUACAGCAAAGAAGUUGAGAAGGUUAAACUUGACUUGGAGAUAAAAAUAAAAAACAAACAUCGACUGAAUUUAUUAGAAGCUAAUGCUGUUUUACGAUCAGAAACUGACGUCUCCGAGUACUUAGGCAAGGAAAUUAAGAUUACCACUUCAGGCACUGGUGUUGCUCAAAUGACAGUUGAAGUGAGAUACAGUGUUCCUCAUGCGAAAGAAAGAUGCAACUAUCACUUAAAUCUGACAGUUGUACAUGGGCCAAACCAGUUUUUUUAUUCCACACCAUCAUUAAGCAGCAAGCACAAGAGAAAAGUUCGUCCAAGAAGAGCAGUUAAAGGAAGAAGAAAUAAAAAGAGAAAUAUGAAAACAAGGAGAAAAAAGAAGAAGAAUUUUCAGAAAAAGAAAAUAUCCUUACUCAAGAAACUUCCCACUCUAGAUGAACUUGCAUUGACCGUUUGCACACAAUAUAAAAAACCAGGACGUUCAGGGAUGACGGUCAUUGAAGUUGGUUGUUUAGCUGGAUAUAGGUCAAGCGAAGAAACUUUAAUGAAGCUGGCAAAUAAGGAAAAUGGCAGCAUUUCAAGAUACAGGUCAUCUGACAGAGCGGUUGAGUUUUUCGUGAAUGAGAUUGACAGUGUCAAGCCAUUUUGUAUUACAUUUAACAUGACUCGAGUCUUCGAUGUGGGGAUAAUCCAGCCUGUACCUAUCAAAGUCUAUGAUUAUUACGAGCCCGAUGCCAAGUGUACCCUUUUCUACAACCUGGGGGAUAAACAGAAGCCAGUUGGAAGCUGCAGGGGGGAAUAUUGCAGAUGUACACAAAAAUGGUGCCCUGAACCUGAUCCAGACAUUACAAAAAUCAGCCGGAAAAGGUUUAGGCACGUCUGUAGAAAUUAUGAUUUUGCUAUCAAGGGCCAAGUAGUAUACGUAGGUGAGGACAACAUGUGGUUAACGUAUUCCAUAAAGGUUACGCAAGUAAUUAACGGGAAAAAUGGCAUAAAAGUUAAAGAGACCAUUGAUGUUCGAAAAAGACAUUUCUGCAAUUAUCCUAGCGUUAAGCGACACCAAAUAGUUCUCUUCAUGGGGAAAAUGACACACGGCCAAUAUAUCUUUGAUUCUAACUCACUUGUCAAGGAAUUAUCUCAUCCUAGAGACAUAAGGGACGUGACUGAACUAGCACGGAGGAUUGGUAAAGGAAGGUGUAAACUAUGAAUUCAUGUUUGAAUUUAUGUUUACGUGUUUGCCUUAUGACGUGAAAUCGACCUGCUCUGGAUAAACUAGAGGUUGAAAACCAGUAAGAGUAAUCUUUAUAGUGAUUUGCGCAUUUCAAAAUUAUGCUUAGAACACAGAGCUUGCAUGCUUAAUGAUAAUUUAUAUUUCGAACAGCAAAUAAUAGGUGCUUGUUUUGAAAAA